UACGGUGGCAUCUAUCCUUGGAAUGAACAAAGGUACUGAUGGAAACGUAUCUCCCGACAAGCCGUCCCUGAGCCCAUCCAACAGCCUUCCUCGUAGUCGUCAACGUCGUAGUCGCACCAUCUUCAGCGACGUCGCCAUAGACCGUCUGGAGGCAGUAUUUGGAGAAAACCCUUACCCCGACAUCAACCUUCGCGAACAGCUGGCAGAAGCGGCGGGCGUUACGGAGGCCAGAAUACAGGUGUGGUUCCAGAACCGUCGUUCACGAAGUCGUCGCACCAAGACCAAGCCCGCCAACGCCGCCCGGCGUGAUUCCGGUUUUGUCUCGGCCUCACCCUCACCACAGAAGCUGACCCCACCCAAGAAACCCGAGUUCGUCGUGCCCACACCGUCAGUGACGUCACCGUUCCGUCACGGCUACCCGUUCUCCUACCCCUAUCUGUUCGGGUGUUCACCCCUCAUGUCUCCAGCCAUGUACCCGAUGUUGACCGGCUACACUGACGUCCCAUCCAUGCUGCCCACGUCGCCAAUGUUCUCCCCCGGUGCAAGUCCAACCUAUCAGCGUCUGUUCGACUUUCCAGCCAGUCACAUCCCAGGAUCUCCACUGACGAGCCCCACCACCCAGAGCCCCGUCCUCACAUCCACCCGACCUGGAAUGGUCCCCUCUUCAUCCAGACUUCCCAAGCCACACCCUAUCCGCCUCCCUCAGAUGUCGUCUGCUGAUUCCAGCCCUGUCGUCUGCAAGUUGGAGCCAUCUUCCACUUCCGGUCUGGAGAGAAGCAUCAGUCCCGUGCUUUCAGAAGAGGAGAUUGACGUCACUUCCAGUGCAUAAUCCCAGAAACAGGACAUUUAUAUAAAUAGUAUGCCAACAA
This is a messenger RNA of Haliotis rufescens (red abalone), 869 nucleotides long. RefSeq names its product homeobox protein prophet of Pit-1-like. Gene Ontology annotation, biological process: regulation of transcription by RNA polymerase II. The transcript has 3 exons. Bases 23 to 829 code for a protein of 268 amino acids. The record is from RefSeq and is a predicted model, not a curated record. NCBI's taxonomy places the organism in Eukaryota, Metazoa, Mollusca, Gastropoda, Lepetellida, Haliotidae. Gene Ontology annotation, molecular function: DNA-binding transcription factor activity, RNA polymerase II-specific; RNA polymerase II transcription regulatory region sequence-specific DNA binding.